AUGGAUAUGCAGGCUGUUUUAGAUAAGAAUCUACCAGCAAGAGCUUUGAGAAUUAGAAACAAGAACUAUCAGAAGAGAUUAAAAGCUAACAGGAAAAACAAACAAACUAAAUGGAUGGUAAAGAAGAUGGAGAAAAUGGAUCCCCAAAAACAGUUACAAGCUGAGAAAGAUAUGCAGAAGGGAAUUCAAAAUCAAGUAGUGGCGACAAUACUUCCCCAUGCCAUGAAAAACGACACAUACACUGGGCACUCUGGCCAACCACCAGCUGACAGCCCCAUCACUGUGAGAAACUCAUUUCAGCAGCUUGACGUUGAUGACACGGAGAAUGAGAAUGGUGAAGAUCCUGGUGAUAGUUCAAAUGGAGGAAAGCUUACUAAUAUGGAUGUCCCGGUUGAGAGCCUGUUUCCACAACAAAGCAAUCAAGAGGAAAACAUUACCAUAAGAAAUAAUGCACAGAACAGUAAGUCGAAUCCUUCGACUCCUACAAAUCAGAACAAGCAAGAUAUUAGCAUUCCAGUGAAAGCUUAUGAAAGAUCCACUGGAAAACAUAAACAUAUCUCAAUUGACAAGAUGGAAAAUAGCAUAAACAAGAGUAAAGGAAGGGAUUCACAAUGUGAGAAGCAUACAACCAAAUCCACAAUUUCGGCAGGAUUUUCUAUGCAAUCUCCAGAUGCUAAGAAGAAACCUCCUGAUACACCUCCUAAGCAUGAAUUUGUACAGUCAAAAUUAUCUGAGAUGAAAGGAAUCAACCUAUAUGUUGACCUGAAUUGCAAUGAAGAUAUUGAUGUUAUCAUUACCAAUUCAGAAUCUGACCAGGAAAAGAAUAAAAAAGACAGUCAACAUAACACCCAAGAGGUUUUGGAAGAUUCCAGUGAAUAUGAAUCAAGUUUGGGGGAUGCAAGGGAUGAUGAUGAUGAUGAUGAUGAAGAAUUCCAAGAAGAAGAAGAUUAUGAGGAAUGUAAUUCAACUAACGAGGAUGAGCUUCUGAAGACUUUUGCACCGAGAACAGUCUCGCAUGAACAAGACAGUGAAGAUGCAAUCACCCAACAGGAAAACAAAAUCAUUAUGUCGGGAAAUUUAUCACCAAGAGGAACAAAAGGAAGCAUGAUAGACCAGACCAAGAAUAUGGCAGAUCAAGGCCCUGUCACAAGGGCUAAAGUUAAAGCCAAUCAAAUAGGUGCUAUCUCAACAAAUGUUUAA
Lycium barbarum (goji berry) is the source of this 1200-nucleotide messenger RNA. RefSeq names its product SRP-independent targeting protein 1-like. NCBI's taxonomy places the organism in Eukaryota, Viridiplantae, Streptophyta, Magnoliopsida, Solanales, Solanaceae. Bases 1 to 1200 code for a protein of 399 amino acids. The transcript has a single exon. The record is from RefSeq and is a predicted model, not a curated record.